AUGAAGCUUGAGUGUAACGUUCGCACUCCUGGCUCCUGGCUUUUGCAAAACUUGCAAAAUUAUUUUUAUUGUUUUGUUCUCCUCUCACAGAUCAUCUUCUAUGAAGACAGGAAUUUCCAGGGCCGCUACUAUGAAUGUAGCAGCGACUGCACUGACCUGCACUCCUACUUCAGUCGUUGCAACUCCAUCCGGGUGGAGAGCGGCUGCUGGAUGGUCUAUGAGCGCCCCAACUACAUGGGCUACCACCAGUACUUCCUGAGGAGGGGCGAGUAUCCUGACUACCAGCGCUGGAUGGGCUACAAAGACUGCAUCAGGUCCUGCCGCAUGAUCCCUCAAUACAGAGGCUCAUACCGCAUGAGGAUUUAUGAGCGAGAAAGCUUUGGAGGUCAGAUGAUGGAGUUCAUGGAUGAUUGUGAUUCUGUCCAGGACCGCUUCAGGUAUCCAGACAUUAACUCUUGCCACGUGGAUGGUUACUGGAUCAUGUAUGAGCAGCCCCACUACCGUGGACGCCAGUACUUCCUGAGACCCGGAGAGUACAGGAGAUAUAGUGACUGGGGAGGCAUGACCCCUAAUAUUGGCUCCUUCAGACGUAUUGUGGAUUUCUGUUAA
Polypterus senegalus (gray bichir) is the source of this 609-nucleotide messenger RNA. Its product is annotated as gamma-crystallin M2-like. The coding region runs from base 1 to 609 and encodes 202 amino acids. The transcript has 3 exons. Gene Ontology annotation, biological process: lens development in camera-type eye; visual perception. Gene Ontology annotation, molecular function: structural constituent of eye lens. NCBI's taxonomy places the organism in Eukaryota, Metazoa, Chordata, Cladistia, Polypteriformes, Polypteridae. The record is from RefSeq and is a predicted model, not a curated record.